This is a messenger RNA of Rhipicephalus sanguineus (brown dog tick), 1008 nucleotides long. RefSeq lists its product as uncharacterized. The record is from RefSeq and is a predicted model, not a curated record. Gene Ontology annotation, molecular function: ligand-gated sodium channel activity. Lineage: Eukaryota; Metazoa; Arthropoda; Arachnida; Ixodida; Ixodidae. The coding region runs from base 1 to 1008 and encodes 335 amino acids. The transcript has 9 exons. Gene Ontology annotation, cellular component: membrane. Gene Ontology annotation, biological process: sodium ion transmembrane transport.
AUGCGGGGCGAGAAAGUCACCCGCAGACCGGAACGAGUGGUCACACUUUCUGGGGCUGAGAUGAAGACUUCGGAGAAAAAGCUCCGGCUUACGUUCCGCGUCCUGCGGAUCGUGAGCGGUACGCUGAUGCUGUCCGGUCUGCUGUACCAGGCCACCGGCACGCUGGUCUCGUUCCUCCGGCGGCCGACCGUCGUGGACGUGCUCAUCGAGAGCACGCAGACCCUGCGCUUUCCCGGAAUCUCCGUUUGCGUCACCAACUGGAUCAAGAAGGAUAAGUUGUGCCAGCGGUACCCAAAGUUCUGCAACCUCACUGACGACAAGAUCCCGGAGCUGCGCAGGGUCCUCGACCAAGACGGAAACCUGGGCGAGAUCGCGCUCGACGCCACCGACGUCAUCCAGACGACCAUCGAGGACCCCACGCUCUACUAUUACAAGUUCAUCCUGGAGGACAAGCAGAUCGUGCAGUCCUUCUCUCGCUUGCCCAAGUACAUGUGCUACACGCUCAACUGGAAAGGCAACCAGGAGAUGUCCGCCUACCACGAGUACCCACCACUCUUCGACUUCAGCAUGUUCAUCACGUGGAAGAUAAGCCGGCUGGUGUCUCUGGACCGGUACGUGGCCGACGUGGGAUUCCACCACGUGGACAGCCUGGACGCUGGCGCCAAGCACACCGUCAUUCUCGAACCGAACGGAAAUUAUGAGUACAGCAUCGAACAGAAAGGCAGCAUAGCUCUUCCAGCGCCGUACGACACCAACUGCGUGGAUUACAAGAUGUUGGGCAAGCAUCGCUUUUAUCCGGCUUACAUGACUCAAACGCUCUGCAUGGAAGAGUGCCGUAUGAACAUCACGUUCCUAAACUGCGGCUGCAUCAUGAAGACGUACCCUUUCCGCAACAAGCUCGACGAAGUCAUGUGCGACGACGUACAGACCGCUGAUUGUGUUCUCAAAAGGAGCAAAGCCAUCUACGACCGUGUCUGCCGAGAAGCGUGCAGGAAUCCGUGCGAGUAA